GAGUGGCGUCGCGUUUGGUCGAUAUCGGAGUUCGCGUAAUGCGUGAGACGCGGCGGAGAAACGACACGGGGGACGAUGUCGGAGCGGGCGCGCAUCAUCGCAGCAGUCUGAAGUGAGCUGCUCGUUGUCGCUCGUGACAUUAUCGCGACGUGAACGUCGUCAGCGUCAACGGAUCGAGACGCAUUAUCCGUCGCGAGUUUCAGAACGGUUCAGUGCGACGAAGGAAAGUCACGAGGGUGUCGUGUGAAAGGUCAACCCCGGCGGCACGUUUAUCGCGUGUGCGUGUGCGUGAUAUGCCGGCGCGCCCCACCCCCCCUGUGGCACGCUAGCAGUCGUUCUUUGGAAUUAACCCCCUCGAGGUUUUCGGACACGCCGUCGUCAUCCGUUGCAAUGUCCACUACGUAUUGACAGCGCACGAACGGCCAUCAGCAAGGAUGUAUGCGCUGCAGAUGCAAACCGCCUGCCAAGGCGAGGGUACAGGAGAGCCCGAUGAUCCCAGCAGUCUUCACCAGGAACCAGUACGACCUGCCACGCAGGACUGCAGUUCCUUCGACAUCGUCAGAGCCACGCAGUAUGGAGCGUUGGAUCGUGUGACGGAAUUGGUAGAGGCUGGCGGCGACGUGAACCAGCCGGAUUCGGAGACUGUGACACUGUUGCAUUGGGCCGCGAUAAACAAUCGCAAGGAUAUCGUCAAGUAUCUCAUCGGUAAGGGAGCUGUGGUCGAUGCCAUUGGCGGUGAACUGGCUUCCACGCCACUGCAUUGGGCUACACGGCAGGGCCACCUCUCCACAGUUGUGGUGUUGAUGAGAGCGGGUGCCGAUCCAACCGUGAGGGACUCGGAGGGCUUCUCAUGCAUACACCUGGCAGCGCAGUUUGGCCAUACGGCCAUCGUGGCUUAUCUGGUAGCGAAAGGCGUCAAUCCGAACAUGCCGGACAGGAGCGCGAUGACGCCGCUCAUGUGGAGCGCCUACAAAGUCAAUAGUCUUUCUUUUUACAGUCUAGAUCCAACGCGACUGUUGUUGACUCUAGGUGCGUCGCACUCUCUCACCGACAACCUGCACGGUAACUCGGCCCUGCACUGGGCCAUCAUAGCGAAGAACAACGUCGCCAUAUCGACCCUCGUGCAGCACGGAGCGUCGCUGGACCUGCCGAAUUUCCAGAAUGAGACACCGAUGACGCUGCUGGGUCCGCACAUCGGAGCUGCAUGGCUCGGUCAUAAAAUCAGUCACGAGAUUAAGGAGAAGCAAGGUCGCACAAGAACAUGGUGCAGAGAUAAGAGAAUCCGUUGGUACUGCAUGGUCACUACGCCGUUUAUAGCGUUCUAUGUGAUUGGUAUGGUCCUGCAGAGUGGAUGGGAUUAUCUAAUAAAACUAGGUGCCUUCAUCACCCUUUACAUAGCUGUGUACCUAAUGAACCAUUUCGUGUUCGACGAACGGCUGUUCCACAUCUUGCCGAUGUCGAUUUAUCUGGCGACCAAGAUGUGGAUAUACGUCACGUGGAUAUUCUGGCUGGGAGUCCAUGCGGCUUGGUAUCUGUGGCUCUUGCUGGUUGGCGGAUCGGUUCCACUCUGGAUAUGCUUCCUGCAGUCCUGGCGUGGCGAUCCCGGCGUCAUCACGGCUACUCACGAGGACAAAUUAAACACGAUAAUCGAACUGGCUGAAUCCGGCGGGUUCGAGCCACAAUGGUUCUGCAGUAGCUGUUUAGUCAGAAGGCCGAUGAGGUCCAAGCACUGCUCCACAUGCGACCGUUGUAUAGCGCGAUUCGAUCAUCACUGUCCCUGGGUCAACAAUUGCAUUGGUGCGCAUAAUCACAAGUAUUUCCUCGGAUUCUUGGCGUCCCUGUUAGGCCUGUGCAUUGUCAUUCUGUCCGCAAGUGUCCAGUAUUGGCAGUUCGAGUGUUGGUCAAACUUGACGAACGGUCACAGCGCGGACAACUAUCUGGUCGCCGCGGCUACGUGCGACGCCUGGGUGAUGUGGGUGGUUGCUAAUACGUCCCUCCAUUCCUUUUGGGUCGGGACGUUGUUAGCGUGUCAGUGUUAUCAGAUCAUGGUGCUGGGAAUGACAACGAACGAACGUAUGAACGCCGGCCGUUACAAAUACUUCAAGCACGGCAAUCCGUUCCAUCGCGGUGCUCUACAGAAUGCCGCCGACUUCUGCAACUUCAGCUUCUGCGGCGUGAAGGCGAAGCCCAGCUCGGACUGGUUGCACAGCUUCGAUCUCAAGCAGAGCAUCGAGAAGUUGCCGUUGCUCGCGCAGAAAGAUAAUUUCCAGUACGUUUAGAGUUUUAAGAGUCGUGAGACAGUCUUGUGUCUGCUCUGUCGCAGCCGAGAGAAGCUAAUUGUACACGUACACACACACACACACACAAAACAACAACAUAUACACUGGACAUACACACAUACCAUAUCACCUAUGCCUGAUGCGCUCGUCGGGCUACCAAAGAGUUGCCGUGUAUAAGUGAUUUUCCAAAAAUUAGUAACUUUACGCAGACGAUUUCGCUCGCAUACUCUCUAGAGAUAGCUCUUACUAUACAGUCGCUGAACAAUGUCUUGACUUGUACGUCGUGAAAGACUGUUAUAUCUCGCGAAUGUGCAUAUCCCACUCUUAUAUUCUCUACCUGAAGAUAUCGAUGAGCGAUGAAAUGGCUCAGAGUGCACAAGUAUUUUCCAUUCACCGGUAUUUUUUAACUCUUUGUUGCCCAAAUUCUACGCAGAUUUAAUAUUAAGUAAAUUGAGUGAAACGAAUCUAAGCAUCUCUUCAGAGAAACAUUGAGAUAUACGAAUAAGUUUCUGCAUUGUAAAUGCGAAUAAUUUCGAAGUUACAAUCAGGAGAAAAGAGAAGCAGAAAAUUGAAAGAAACAAGAAAUCGAACUAUAAACUUAAAGGUUACACUGGGCAGUGAAGAGUUAACAGGAUAAUCUAGUUUUCUCGACCGACCGCUUCGAUUAUGAAUCGUCCUCUCUUUUUAUAUUUCUAGCGUUAAGCUUUCCUUACUUAACUGUAAAAUAACGAUUCUUUAUUCUCGCGUAUUGUAAAUAUUAAUCAUUUGUCUUGAAUCGCGGUCAUUCAUUGGCCAUUCCAUUGCCUGAUUUCAAUAUUUGUGAUCCGUGAAUAGCAAGCAAUGUCUCGCGCAUCAACGUUGCUUCUCUCUUCAAGAAGUAAACGCACUUGGAACUUGAAAACGUAUAUAUAUUCAAUGAGAGAAUUUAUGAAAGCUGAUUUACACACAAACAAAUUAAUCUGCAAAUUGUGCAAUUAAUUUAUCAUUAUUACGUAACGCAAUGAUUGGCAAUUCGUUACGCGACUCUACACACAAUGUAACGUGCUCCCAAUUAUUGUAACACGUAAAUAAAAAUAAAUAUUAUAAUAAUGAAAAUUCUCCAAAAAGAAGAAAUAUGCAAAUAAUGCAUAAAUAAAAAUUCGCGUAAAGUGCAAAGGUAAAAUGAAUAACAAAAAGAUGUGGCCUAUAUAUAUAUGAUAUAUCGCUAUAAAUGUGUAUAAAUCACGCGAAUUAGAGCGUAUAAAAGAAUCAAAUGCUAUGCAGCAGAGGAGUAGCCAAAAGUAAGCAACUGCAUAACAGAUAUUUAUACUGUUUGAUCUAUUGUUCGUAUUUGUAAAAGAAUUUACCUGAGUUAAGUGCCAUGUUGUGCUUCUUGAAAAAAUGCAUUUACGUGUAUCGAUCCGGCGCCACAAGUUUCUGUUAAAAUCGACUGCUACUUGCUAUUGGUUACUGUUACAAGUGAAAAAAUGUAGUAUUUAUCUCGUUGUAACACAAGGCUCGCAAUCACAAAUCGAUAUCGUGCGUAAAUUAUAAUAUUUAUUUAAGAACUGUUAUAUGUAGCUUGUAACAUCGAUCAUAUCUCGCCAAAACUAUUUAGAUCACGAAAAUGUCGCUUUUUGUAUGUUAGACCGAAGGAAUAAGUCUAGAGACACAACGUACGCGCAACGGAGAGAGAAAUUACGUAACACCACCGUGCUAAUUGCAGCCAGCACAGCGCUCCGUUUGUACUUAUAUUAAGCAUUUGCAACUGCGAUUAAUCAUUCUUCCAAAUUGCAUGUACAAAUUACCGACAGAGAGAGAAAAACGUGCAAAUUAUCGCCUGUACAUUCCAAAACUGUAACAGUAGCAUUUUUAUAACGCAAAAUGUGGAGAAUGUCGUAACGUUGCGUAAAACACCUCGCGAGAUUCUUCUGCGAUCUCGAAUAAGUUGACCACGAGUAUUACUUCUUAGAUGCGCACGCGGAACCGAGGAUCGUAAUACCAAUUUCUUCCGAUCGUAACGUGAACUCUUCCGGGCCUAGAAAAGUGCUUCUACAUUCAGACUUUGGGGUACUUUGCAAGUUACUUCUCUUCUAGAGAGUAAUUUGACGUGACGCUUCUGGGUGACGAUGCAAAGAGGACUGUCUGAUAAGGCCAAUUCGAAGCUUCAAUUACAUUGUUUCACGAUCCUGGUUUCCGCGAGCGCGUGCGAAAACGAACCGAUCAAAAGUUGAGUAUUUUAUUCGCGCAGCGCGCGCAUCUGAUUUGGUAACGUAGAUAUAAGUGUAUAUUUUUAGUUGGUCAGAACUGUUACGCAUCUGUAUUUCUUCUUAAGUACGCGUUAUCGAGUAUAAAAUGCGAAUUCUCUAUCGGGGUUCAACGACUGCUCGUUCGUGCGCAAGCGUACUAUACUGUACGUUUUUCAUUUAUUUGACGCGUCUGCGAGUAAUCGUGUUGGGCUUUCAUUCAUUCUUAUUGCCGACGCGCGUUUAGCAGAUUACCGAUGUGUAACUCGGAAGUUUCGUUCGCUAUUUACAAUAAUCAGUUGAAGUACGAGUUUUUAUGCCCUGAUGACUCCUUGUACAGAACGACGACGGAUGACGAUGACACUUGUGUACAAAAUGUUGAAACAUACAGAUAGUUUUAAUACACCUGACAACGGUCACAUAAUUAUUGCAAAGCGAGUACUCCAUGUCAAUGUUGUUAGCGAAGGUACGUGUAUUAUAAAUAUUAUAAAUAAUAUAGCAAUGUAUAUAUUUUAUUAUACAUACAUACAUACACACAGGGUUUAUGUGUGUGUACGUGUGCGUGUAUAUAUGAAUAUAAAAAGAGAUAUAUGAUCAUAUACUGUAACGACGAUAAUUUGCGUCGAUAAUUCGCGUUGUCGAAGAGAACUGCACUUCGCUACUUCGGGCCGGCUGAAUAUGAAUAUAUUGCGCAUACUUUUGAUUUCUCAAUCUAGUCCAACUGAGAUUAUAAUAGGGAACGACAGCACUUCUGAUAUAUUUUGUAAACGAGACUGCGUUGUGAUUAUCUCCGAUUUAGGAGGGAACUGUUUGUCAAAGCGAAGCUGUAUUAUUACUUUAGUUUGUGAGACGUUUGUGUAAUGUUCGAGGUCGGACACGGUACAAUCUCGUCGCUAUCAGAACUGUGAGAAGAAGAAGAAGCUCUCUGCGACUUUUACACGAGAGCUUCUUUGUGACGAACGAGAUGUGACGAUUGAUACGAUGAUGAUUUCCCGUUUCGUAUUUUCGUGACAUCCCGUGAAAUUGCGUCUGUCAAUAUUGUACCGCGUUCCGUCCGUUCUACGCGAAUCGCAUAAAUACAUAUUGCAUAAGUAAGCAAAACGCGACGGGCCAUUUUUGCAUCCGAAGGAUGCAAGGCAGCGUUCGUAACGUUACGCAACGUUACGUGCACGCGCGCGCAUCUCUAUCGUUGUAUUUUAUUGAACUCCACAAGUAGGAUAAACCUAGCUGUAAGAUUACGAGAAACAAAAGAAAAAAAAACAAGAAAAAACAGAAACUCUGUGGACUCUCCCAAGUAUAAAAUAACUCACGAUGCGGCGACACCACUUUUACCACCACUGUGAUUUGCGCGCGGUAUAUAAUAAAAUAUCGAAUACGUACACACGUAAUACACAUUAAAUGUUCGAAUCGCUGUUGAAUUUUUUGACGAAUUAUAAUAACGCAAUGUAACAACACGGAGAGACGAUACGUCAUUUAAUAUCGCUCUGGAUCUAUCGUCCUACUCUACUCUCUUAAGCUCUAUUCGAUGUAAAUAAAAGUUUAACU
This is a messenger RNA of Ooceraea biroi (clonal raider ant), 6049 nucleotides long. It is a transcript of the gene Hip14, whose product is annotated as palmitoyltransferase Hip14. Gene Ontology annotation, molecular function: protein binding; palmitoyltransferase activity. The record is from RefSeq and is a predicted model, not a curated record. Lineage: Eukaryota; Metazoa; Arthropoda; Insecta; Hymenoptera; Formicidae.